Elgaria multicarinata webbii is the source of this 4891-nucleotide messenger RNA. It is a transcript of the gene SLC16A6, whose product is annotated as solute carrier family 16 member 6. Gene Ontology annotation, biological process: monocarboxylic acid transport; transmembrane transport. The transcript has 5 exons. The coding region runs from base 195 to 1772 and encodes 525 amino acids. The record is from RefSeq and is a predicted model, not a curated record. Gene Ontology annotation, molecular function: monocarboxylic acid transmembrane transporter activity. Gene Ontology annotation, cellular component: plasma membrane. Lineage: Eukaryota; Metazoa; Chordata; Lepidosauria; Squamata; Anguidae.
UGCAACAGAACCAGCAGAGGCAGAGAGGCCCCAUUGGAUACUCCCAAAGGCUGUAAUCGUAAGCAUAUUUACUGGGAAGUAAGCCCAUGGAACUCAUCAGAUUUGCUUCCAUGCAGACAUGUUUAGGAUAGAUGUUUAUGACAUGUUUUUAAAAGAUGCGCUAAUCUCCCUUGAUCUUCUAUUCCAGAUCAAAAAUGACUGUCAAAGCAACAAGAAUGUCAUGCAUUACUCCAAAUGUUUAUACUAAAGUGCCUGAUGGAGGAUGGGGCUGGAUUGUGGCUUUUGCUUUCUUCUUUGUGGAGGCCUUGACGUAUGGCAUUAUCAAGUCUUUCGGAGUCUUCUUUACAGACUUAAUGCAAAGUUUUGAGGAAACCAACAGCAGGAUAUCAUGGAUAAUCUCAAUAUGUGUAUUUGUAUUAACAUUUACAGCUCCUCUUUCUACAGUGCUAACUAAUCGUUUUGGUCAUCGUCUGGUAGUGAUGAUUGGAGGGUUACUGAUCAGUACGGGAAUGGUUGCAGGCUCCUUUGCACGCUCAGUUGUUGAAAUGUACAUCUCCAUUGGCAUAGUUUCCGGCUUAGGAUACUGCCUUACCUUUCUCCCAACUGUCACCAUUCUAUCACAAUACUUUGACAAAAAGCGUUCAUUAGUCACAGCAGUCGCUUCUACAGGAGAAUGUUUCGCCGUUUUUUCAUUUGCACCAGCUAUCACUGCUUUGAAGGAACACAUUGGUUGGAGAUACAGCCUCUUGUUUGUUGGUCUCCUGCAGCUUGGAAUUGUUGCCUGUGGAUCGCUUCUGCGACCCAUUGUGAUCGAAGCGCAGGAAGUAAUGGAAGUAUCACCAGUGGAAGAGCAAAGAGAGACAAAGUACAUGCUUGAAAAUGAGCAGACACGCACCUCAAUAGAUUCCAUUGACUCAGGAGUAGAAGUAACUACCUCAAAUCGCAACAUGCCUGGAGAUGCCAAACUGGAACUGAAAAGUGAAGAAGAACCAAAGGAACACACAGAGAUGGUCAUAGAAGCUAGUAGCAUUCCAACCAAGGAACCAAAACUCCAACUCCUAGACUUCUCUGUGAUGAAAGACUAUAGCUUUAUCUGUUAUGCACUUUUUGGUCUAUUUGCUACUCUGGGAUUCUUUGCUCCUUCCCUUUACAUAAUUCCUCUCAGCAUGAGCCUCGGCAUUGACAAGGAUCACUCUGCGUACAUACUGUCCGCAAUGGCGAUUGCUGAGGUCUUUGGCCGAAUCAGUGCUGGCUGGGUCCUCAACAAAAAGCCUAUCCGAAAAAUUUACAUUGAACUAAUCUGUGUCAUUCUGCUGGAUAUCGCCCUCAUUGCCUUUCCUCUUGCCUAUGAAUUUUGGGGACUAAUGAUGUGUAGCAUUUUCUUUGGAUUCAUGCUUGGGACAGUAGCAGGCACGCACAUUCCUAUGUUGGCCGAAGAUGAUGUGGUUGGCAUCGAGAAGAUGUCGUCUGCUGCAGGUGUUUACGUAUUUAUUCAAAGUUUAUCAGGGCUGGCUGGACCACCCCUUGCAGGUAUGCUGGUGGAUACCACCAAGAACUAUCGCUCUGCAUUCUAUUCCUGCGCUGCAGGCAUGCUGUUGGCUGCUGUGUUCCUUUCUUUGGUGAGGCCUUCCAAGAAGUUACAGUGUCAAAGUAAGAAGCAACCAGUACAAAAGAACGUGUCAGAGCCUUUGCAGGAUGUACCAGAUGACUUUAUAGAACUUGAUCUUGGGAAAAAUGAGGAUUCUGUAAGAGGCUGUGAUAACAUGGCUUGAAUUUGUUUAUAGAGACCUGGGAGCAGCGGGGGAGGGGAGGGAAGCAAGUGAGCUCUGAUCCACCUUCUAAAAACUACACUUUAAAGGGAAUGCAGAAUCAUCAAUGUGAAGAGAUUUAUCAAUCCUUUUAGAAAGACUGGUUAAUAAUGCAUAGUUUUUGUAAACACCUGGAAUGCUAAAUUCUGUUAGUUAACCCUAUAAGUGCACUCCUGUCCAGCAUGAAAUUAUGGUUCGAAUUCUCAUGUUCUUAACAAAAGACAGGCAACAUAUAAAAUCUCUAACAAUUUCAAAUCAUGGGGAAUAAACCAUCUAUUAUGCUAAAGUCAAAACCUCUAUAUUGCCUGCUAGAACCUGAUACCAGAACUUUGUCUAUUAAUCAGACAGGGACAAAAGAGUUGAUCUGGUAAAACACAACUCAUUCUGAACGUUUUCCUCAAUUUCUUAUGGAGGCCACCACUUCUGUUUUAUGGCCAGUUAUUACUGCGGAUAUUUCAUGAACUUAUCUUUCACUCCAGAUUAAAAUUCUUACAGUCCAGUCCUAUCACAUUUAUUCAGAACUUUUGUCCCACUGUGUUCAAUAGGACUUACUCCCAAGUAUGCAUAAGAUUACAGUCUAAGGCUGCAAUCUUAUGCACACUUACCUUAGAAUAAGUUCCACUGAACUCAGUGGGACGUGCUUCUGAGUGUACAUACAUAGGAUUGCACCAUUAAAUAUUUUAUUGUCUUUCAAUAGUCAGACAAAUCAACAUAAUUGUAUUGUGAUUUAAUUUAAAACUAGUAUUUAUUGUUUUUUAGAGUAUUAGAGUCUGCCCAUUAGGGACAAAUCUGUGUUUUCCUAAAAACAAACAAACAAACAACCUCUCCGCUAGUUUCUUCAGUGCAUUGUUAUUUUGUAAACUGAACUUGAAUUUGUUUUUGUUUUGUAAGUCAUAGUUAGCAGGCCACCUGUUCAUGUUCUAUAAAAAAAAGAGGACAAACUAUGCCUUUUUAAAAAAUGAAGCGCACAGUUGAUGUUUUGGAGUACAAUCCCCAAAACAACAAGACUGUAGUCCCAGUUGGUAAUACACUUGAACACAGGGUCCAUGCUGGGUAUUGUAGUAAGACCAUUUAUUUGUUAAAUGUUUUAUGAAUCAGGCAAGAGAAUUAGCAGGGUAAAACCUAAUUUCACUGCAUCUUUAGAUAUGUUGUGAAUCAGACCUUCAGCUUUCAUUGUGAGACCCAUAUCUGAGGUUUGGGGCAAGCUUUGCCCCAGCCAAGAAUGUGACGUUUAUACAUUUUGGGUCUGUUCUUACAUUUGGCGACUCCCACACAAUCACCCAUGGGGUGUACGCGGCCCUCCCUGAAUCUCACGGAGGCAGUCAUGAUCGUGUGGAUGGUCCAUCUGUAGGAACUAAUGCCUCAGUCAUCAGCUCCAUGCAGUUCUUACUGGGCCAUGAACCCACAAGCAACCACACCAGUCAUCACAUAAUGGGCUGAAUGUAUGAACUGAGCCUUGGAGAUUUGUGCAUUUGUAAACUUCCCAUUCACCACAGCUACAUCCUGUAUCAAUCAAAGCAAGGAUCACUGCAGGUAACCCAAAGCAACAAAGAGAAACUUGCCAUUAAAAAAAAUGUGUAUUUGUGUGGCAGUUUACAUUAUUACAAUAUAACAAAAGUACUCAGCAACUGCCACAGGCAUCAAACAACUAGCCCUAAAAAUAUGUAAUGCCACCAUCCUGGAUGCUAAUCUUGUUAUAGCACAGAAAUCAGUAAGUAUUUUGCCAUUGGCUUCUUGGAAAGCAUAAUUGGAAAUGCAGUUGGAUUUUUCUCAGAUUUUCAGUCAAUUAUGAGUAAAGAAAGGGAAUUCUAAAAGAUAGCAACAUGUUGGCUAUUCACUUACACUUAAUAGAUAACUAACAAAGGUGACACAAGCUUGCUUGUCCCACUUUUAUGCAUCUUUUUGUCACUAGACAACUCAGGGGGACAAAAUGAGAAAAUUAAAAGGUCUGUUUUGGAUAUGAAUAGACACAGUACAGAUUGAAAAGUUUCUCCACAUUUCAGUGGGAGUGGCAUUAUAUAUGGAUUGCUCUGUAUUAUCAACCAUAGAAAUGGUAUUUCCUAAGGCCUUUGCAAGGAAACUUUCUAACUCGGGAGUACCUGAAUCCUGAAUGCAUUCUUUGAUGCCCUUGUAAUUUCAAUGUGUUCAGGUUUUAAAACCUAUUUUGGGGGGUGCUGGUUGAUUUUUAGUGAUACUCUUCAGUUAAGUAUCCUUAAUAUGAACUGUGAUCUUAAACGUAAUUAUUUGGAAGUAUGUCCUGCUAAAGUCAGUUCAUUUCAGGUGUUAAGGUGACACAAAUACAGAUCCCAGUGAUACAGGGAGGGUUACAAAUGUUUUAAUUAAUAAAUAAUAAUAAAUAAAGGUGCUCUCACAUCACAGUGGCUUUAGCAAUCCGCCCUCCUUCACUGCCUGAAAACUAUGGAGAUCACAUUGCAGUUUAGUGUCCUUUGUAUACCUUCAGCACUUUAUCAUGUACAGCAGAACCUCGAUAUACUGCAGCAGUUGCUGGGAGUCAUGCACCACCUCUGACGUGGAGGUGGCUAACUUUUCCAUUUCUGAACUAGCGUGUAAAGGAACAAAACAUGAGGCUUGCAUUUAUAAAAUUGUGUAAUUUAUUUAUUUAUUUAGCAGGCAUACCUUAUUAAUUAAUUCAUCAUUAUACUUCUAGCAAAGCAGUAAACACGUUGUAUAAUAUUAACUGCAAAAUUAAGAGAGUCUUAAUAAUGCAUGACAGCAGUGCAGUACUUUUACUAAUACAACUUUGCUGAAGUUAAUAUGCCGAGGAGCAUGUUAAACAUAUGUGGGUAUACCUAGCUGCCCUGCAGACUAACGAGGUUCUACUGUAUUUAUUUUUUUACAAGGAUUUCCAAUACUAAAUAAUGUGUACAUAACUGACUGCAUCAUAAGUUACUGUGUAUGUACAUACCAUAUUAGCAUGAGCAGAAGUGUUUGCGUCUGUGUGCACAAGAGAUCCAAACCCAGGAUUAAACACGGUCGUUGCAGGAUUGCUGGUUUGUUCUGUACUGUAAUUAGUGAACUCUGGAAGUGCUACCAAAUACUGAGUUUUGCAAUAAACUUUUUUU